AUGUCAUCAAAUAAAAAGUCACCUUAUGUUACCUUCCAAGGCUCUCAGAAUUUUAGAUUAAGAAUCGUUCUUUCUACUCUUUCUGGUAAACCUAUAAAGAUUGAAAAGAUUAGGUCAACUGAUCUAAAUCCUGGUCUAAAGGAUUUUGAAAUAUCGUUCUUAAGAUUGAUGGAAUCAGUGACAAACGGUUCUCAGAUUGAAAUCUCAUACACAGGUACCACUGUAAUUUAUAGACCAGGUAUCAUCGUUGGGGGCUCCCAUACACAUAAUUGUCCUCCAUCUAAACCAGUUGGUUAUUUUGUUGAACCUUUGUUAUAUUUAGCUCCAUUUUCCAAGAAAAAAUUUUCUAUUGUGUUGCGUGGUAUAACCAGUUCUCAUCAUGAUGCCGGUGUAGAGGCCAUUAAAUGGGGUUUACUACCUAUUUUAGAAAAGUUUGGUGUUAGAGAAUGUGCUUUACAUACAUUGAAAAGAGGUUCCCCACCAUUAGGUGGUGGUGAAGUUCACUUAGUAGUUGACACAUUGAUUGCACAACCUAUAACGAUACAUGAGUUAGAGAGACCAAUGAUAAGUGCUAUUAAAGGUGUUUCUUAUUCAACCAGAGUCAGUCCAUCUUUGGUAAAUAGAAUGAUCGAUGGUGCUAAAAAAGUACUGAAAAAUGUAGGUUGUCAAGUAAAUAUCACUGCAGAUGUUUGGAGGGGAGAAAAUUCCGGUAAGAGUCCAGGUUGGGGUAUAACAUUAAUAGGUGAGACCAAGAAAGGUUGGUGUUAUUUUGCAGAAGCUAUCGGUGAUUCUGGAGCUAUCCCAGAGGAAGUUGGUGAGAUGGUUGCUUAUCAUCUGUUAGAAGAAAUUGAAUCCAGUGGGGCUAUUGGUAGAACACAAUUACCUUUAGCAAUAACAUUUAUGGUAAUUGGUAAAGAAGAUAUAGGUAGAUUGAGGAUAGCCAAGGCUGAAAUAGACGAAAGAUUUGUAGUUUUGUUGAGAGAUAUAAAGAAAAUAUUUGGUACCGAAGUUUUAUUGAAAGAGGUUAACGAUGGUAGCGACCAUAGUGAUGACUAUAUAGUUACAGUUAAAGGUAACGGUUUCACAAAUGCCAAUAAAAAGAUUGCAUAG
Maudiozyma saulgeensis is the source of this 1110-nucleotide messenger RNA. Lineage: Eukaryota; Fungi; Ascomycota; Saccharomycetes; Saccharomycetales; Saccharomycetaceae. The record is from the annotation of a GenBank genome assembly.